UGUGUGUUAAGCUUGUGCGUGAGCGAAAGAAAUGAGCCGCAUUUGAGCGGUCAAAGGGUUAAAGGGUUUCGGGUCUAGGGUCCAGGGGCACUGGGCUAUCAUCACAUCCAAUGGCCGGGAGACGCCACCUGCUGCUGAUCCUCCUGCUGGUCCUGCAGCUGAUCGCCACCACACCGGCGUCCCGCAGCCUCAGUGUCAAUGGAAAUAAUAUUUGGCGGCGGGUGCGGCUGGUGACCAGCCAGGAGUCCGAUCGCAAUGCCUACCAUGUGCUCAAGCCGACAAGCAGGAAUGCCAAUUCUACGACCAGCACCACCAGUACUUCCACAACUUCUACGACCACAACCACUUCCACCAGCACUGCGCCACCGCCAACUAAUUCACCUGGAUCUCAGCGCGCUGCCAAGCAACUGGAUCUUAAUUUUCCGGCCGGUAAUGUCUCAAGUGCCGCCCGCCUGGAAAUGUCCACAGAAUUCUUUGUGGUGCCCACUCUCUCAGCCAGCAGCACCACCACGAGUACCGCCGCCACGCCCACAAGAAGUCUGGGCGCCAAGGCACGAGCGGCUGGCACCACCGGAAGAGUACCACACGGGAGUGGUGGUCACUCCAACAGCACUCCACCCAGCAUAGUGUCCACCCACCUGCCCUUCGCCGGCCUUCGCAAGGAACCGUGGGUGGUGCCGGUCCUGGUGCUGGCCACCCUCACCAUGCUGAUGAUGGCCGCCUUCGAGAUCUUCGUGCUCUUCAAGGCCUGGCGGACGUCGCCCUCCCGCAGGCACCUCUUUCUGGGCCAGAUGCUGCUCCUGGGGCUAUUUGCCUGCGCCAGCCUGGGUGCCAUCAUCACCGCCCAGCCCACGCUGCUCAGCUGUGGGGCCAUCCGCUUUGGAGUAGGCGUGGCCUAUGCCCUGGUCUUCGCCGCCCUGCUGGUCAAGUGCGUGUUCCUGAUCAGUCUGAACGGCGGGGUGUAUCUGCCGGCUCCAUACCAAGGACUCCUGCUGCUCUUUGCCCUGUUGAUUCAGGUGGCCAUCGGAGGACAGUGGCUCCUCACCCAGCCUCCGGAGAUCUACACCACCAGUGUGCCGGUGAUGGGCAGUGGCUUCCUUAGCACCACAGUGGCCUCCCAGACCAAUUACUCGGCCCUAUUCUAUCCGACAUCCUACACAACGCUGGACGGUACGCCGGAGAUCUACACCCGGAUAGCGGCGGUCAGCACGGUGCUGAUUCCACUGUGCAAGACCCAGUUUUCGGAGCUACUCUUCUCGCUGAUCUACAUAGUGUUCCUGAUCGUCUUCAUCGCGGUUCUGGCCAUCAAAUCGCGGGGAAUCCGGGACAAUUACCGGGAGGCCACCUACAUUGGACUGGCCAUAGGCGGAGCUAUUCCCAUUUGGCUCGGAUGGAUGCUGUGUGGUCUGGCUGUGGCGGAAAGGCACAAGGACGCCUGCAUAGCCUUCGGAUUAGUGGCCACCUCCGCCACCGUGUUCCUGGUGAUGUUCAUGCCCAAGGGCCGGCAGCUGGCCGCCAUGGGCAAGGAGGGAUUGUACGUGGAGGAUCGCGAAGAGCAGUUCAGUUCGUUGAGCCGUGCCGGAUCCGGAUACUCGCCGUCGUUCUUCCACUUCAAGCCCAUCAAGUACGGGGUCAUGAGCGGAUGCGGACUGCCCAAUUCGGCCUCCAACACGGCCCAGGGUCUCAGCUCUAAACAUUGUUCCAGUGCCAACAACGGAGGUGAUCGGGUUGCUCUCGUCACCGCCGCACCGCCGAGCUAUACGCGUAUGUACCACUAUUUUCCAGCACACCUGAGCCCGCACCCGUUCUGUUAUUAUCCUCCUGCACCACCACCACCACUGCCACCGCAACCACCGCCACCACAGCAGGCCGCACCGCCCACGCUCACGCCGUUGACCCUCAAACAGUUGGGCAACUCGCUAACCUCCAUGACACAAGCGGCGCAAUUGGCCAAAACGUUGCGCUAUGCGCCAGGCAUGUUUAUACGACCCGACGAAACGAAUCUAUAUACGACUCUGGAGCCCACGUUGAGCAGUAAUCCGAAUGUCUACUUCCAGCGAAGUGGGGCCGUUCAUCCCGGUAUCCUGUACUAAGGAUGAACCUUCAGAAGAAGUCCGUUGAGGAGUUAAGACAAGGAAGAAUCGAGCAUCGAGAACACUGGAACUGAGUAUUUUUUCUAACAUUAAGUUACGGCUCCCAAGGAGCAGCAAUAAGCGAAUUGAUAUUCAUUGAUCAUUUCAAAAUAGUGUAAUAUUUUUGUCAUAAUUGCUAAGCUCUUUGCAUCUAAGUUUUUGAAUUACAAAUGACAUAACGAAGUAGUUAAAUAAGGAUCAGAUCCGACUUGAUUUGAAAGGAAUUUUGAUAUAUUCCGAGGGAUCGGUUAGAUGAAGAAUUCUCACAAGGCGUUGCAAUAGAGAACUGCAGUGUGUAGUCCUAGUUAAGAUAGAUCGACCAUCUUCACUGGUUACAUUUCACACAUUCGAUUUAGUAAUGAUUUAAUAGAGAAAUAAUUAAUAAGAUGAAUUCAUCAAAUGCAGUUUGCUGGCUUUGAUUCCUAAAUAAUGUUAACAAAAAACUGUUGAAGUAAGAUUACUUUUGGUUUGUGAUUUAAAAGUAAAAUGUAAUUUAACCUUAAUGACUCUCAAGAAACCGUAAGCUAUAAACAGCUCUGCUUUUGAAUA
Molecule: messenger RNA, 2681 nt
Organism: Drosophila bipectinata
Lineage: Eukaryota; Metazoa; Arthropoda; Insecta; Diptera; Drosophilidae
Biological process (GO): G protein-coupled receptor signaling pathway
Cellular component (GO): plasma membrane
Molecular function (GO): adenylate cyclase inhibiting G protein-coupled glutamate receptor activity
Source: RefSeq, a predicted model, not a curated record